Kalmanozyma brasiliensis GHG001 is the source of this 1098-nucleotide messenger RNA. RefSeq lists its product as uncharacterized. The record is from RefSeq and is a predicted model, not a curated record. Bases 1 to 1098 code for a protein of 365 amino acids. The transcript has a single exon. Lineage: Eukaryota; Fungi; Basidiomycota; Ustilaginomycetes; Ustilaginales. Gene Ontology annotation, cellular component: nucleus.
AUGUCGAUCGUCCCGAGCGACGAAGCGCUCACCGAGCAAAUCAAACUCAUCCUCACCAAGGCUCAUGAAAACGAUACGAUCGGCGACCACACCAAGCGUAAAGUCCGCGAGAUGCUCACGGACUACUUUGACGCCUGUCUCGAAAGUCCCAAGACCAAGAAGAAGGUCAAUGCCAUGGUGAUGGAACAGAAUGAUCUCAUCGCGAAAGCCCGUCAGCAACAAGGAAAGGGUUCAGCUUCGACUUCCAAGGCUGCAUCGACCUCCAAGUUUGCCUCGCCUGUCAAGGCUGCAGCGACCUCUAGGCCUGCAUCGCCUGUCAAGGCUGCUUCCAAGAGCGCCAAGGCCAAGACUCCGAAGCGCAAGCGUGCCUCUGCCGCUGCAGACAGUGACAGCGACAACGACGCCGAAGCUGCACACAAGGCGCCCACCGGCCCCGUCGGCGUCUCGAGCGACACCGAGCCAGCCUCGGACGACUUCAGCGAGCUCGAGGAAGACACGUCCACCUCUCGCGUCAAAAAGAGCAGAACAACAACUAGCAAAAAGUCCGCCUCUUCCUCCGCUCCCAAACGUAAGUCCACCGCCAAACCGUCCGGCAGCGAAGCAGAACAGCGCCUCACGCGCCUCAAGAAGCUCGUCUCGGAAUGCGGCGUGCACAAGCAGUGGAAGCGGCUCUACGAGGCGGCCAACGUCGACGCCACCGACUUUGACGGUCAGAGCAAGAUCGUCCAGGGCGUUCUGCGAGAGCUGGGCAUGACGGGCAAAGGGUCGCUCGAGCAGGCAAGGAAGAUCCGCGAGGAGCGCGAAUUCAACGAAGAGCUAGCGGCGUUGCAGGAGAACGAGGUGGUGGGAAAGACCAGAGGCUCGAGGCAGACGAGAGCCUCCCUCGGCGAGAGUGCUAAGAGGUCCAAGACGAUCGAGAUCAGCGACACCGAGGAAAGCGGGAGCGAGUUCGACGAGGCUCCUCCCAAGAAGAGCGCGAGGAAGGCCGUGUCCGACUCGGACGAGGACGAAGACGAGGACGAUGGGCCCGCCCCAAAGAAGAGCUUCAACAAGUCGCUCGCGAGCUUUGUCGCCGAUAUCAACUCUGAUUCCGACUGA